AUGAACCGUUACAUGCGGCCAGAUUCUCCAGAGUGGACUCCACGCCCCCUCCAGCCUUCGCCAUGGAACACCCCGCGCAUUUCCCCCGUCGCCGUCUCCCCGACGCAGAAGAUCCCGGAAGUGCACCCGCUCCCUCCGCUCUACUCCCUCACGCGACCGGUCGAGGAUCCCUGCGCGCUCAUCCACAGCUUCUACAAUGUCGUCCCCGUACCAUUCAGCUUCGACAACGACGGCAGCGUCCCCCGCUCGGUCGAGAUGCCGCUCGUCCGGCGCGGAGGAAACGCGCCCACACACGCCCUCGCCGUCCUCAGCAGCUCCGUCCCCUUCCCCUCCGUCGACGACACCACCACCCGCUCCCCGCACGACUCCCGUCCCUCCUCGCCCGCGUCCCUCCUCUCGCCCGUCGACGCCGAGCCGUUCCUCCUCCCGAUCGACGCGUCCCUCUUCUGCGCCUGCUUCGGGCACAGCCUCGCCCGCUCCCUCGCCGCCGGGCUCUCCAUCCGCCCCGCGACCCCGCUCGUCCGCUGGGACCGCGCGCGCGGCCAGGAGCUCGUCACCCUCCCGCUCGUCGCCCUCUACGUCCCGCACCCGCCCAGCAUCCCCCACUUCCUCCUCUUCGCGCAGUCCAUCCCCGUCUCGCUCUCCCCGCCCGCCUCGCGCGCGCCGUCCCCCGCACCUUCCUCUCCCUCCUCCCUGUCCCUGUCCCCCCUCCCCUCGCCCGUGACAAGCCCAAGCUCACGCCUCGCGCCUCUCCCCGCCCGCACCCCCUCGCCCUCGCCCUCGCUCGCCUCCGCCUCCACCUCCUCCCGGCCCUCCUCCCGCGCCUCGACCCGCUCCCGCUCCCGCACCCCCGCCCGCCCGCACGCGCGCAUGCUCGUCCCCUACAUGCUCCCCCCCGUCGCGCUCGCCGAGUUCCCCUCCGCGCCCGCGAUGGCCGAGGCGAUGGCGCGCCACACCCCGCCCCCCACGCUCCGCGCGCACGUCGCCUGGAACCACGGCCUCUGGCGCAACGUCCUCGCGCUCGCGCCCACGGACCCCGCCGCCGCCGACGGCGUCCGCCUCGCGUGGAACGUCACCGCCGACGCGCGCCGCCUCGCCUUCCCCGCCGAGUGCCGCCCGCGCGAGCGCUCGCCCUCGCCGUGCCCCCCGUCGCUGUCUCCGUCUCCGUCGCCCUCGCGGUCGCGGUCGCCGCUGCCCUCCCCGCGCGCGCAGACGGUGACGGAGCCGGGCCCCAGGGCGGGGGCGGAGGUGCGGAGCCGGACCCCGCGGGUGAGCGUGCACGCGCCGGCGGGCGAGGCGGGCGCCGCGGGGCGGACGAGCGCGGUGUCGGAGACGACGUACCUCGCGCCGCCGAGGGAGCUCUCGCGCCAGCGGAGCCGCGAGAUCAUCCGCCAGCGGAGCAGGGAGAUGCUCGCACCCCCCGGGCAUGCGCACGGGCACGGGCACGGGCUCGUGCGGCAGCGGAGUGCGCGGGACUUGCUCACCGCGUGA
Messenger RNA from Epithele typhae, 1491 nucleotides. RefSeq lists its product as uncharacterized. The transcript is spliced from 2 exons. The record is from RefSeq and is a predicted model, not a curated record. Lineage: Eukaryota; Fungi; Basidiomycota; Agaricomycetes; Polyporales; Epitheliaceae. Bases 1 to 1491 code for a protein of 496 amino acids.